Molecule: messenger RNA, 1562 nt
Organism: Marmota monax (woodchuck)
Lineage: Eukaryota; Metazoa; Chordata; Mammalia; Rodentia; Sciuridae
Product: contactin-associated protein-like 3
Exons: 9
Source: RefSeq, a predicted model, not a curated record
UGCAUGGACUUCAGUGCAGCACAAUGGCUCCCACCUGGCCAGAGUCAAAAGCUCUCAUGGAGAAAGCCCACAGCCUGUGAUUUUCAAGUACAUGGCCAGCAUGGACCAACUCCAGGCCCUAAUUGACCAGGCGGACCACUGCCAACAGGAGCUAGCUUUCCACUGCAGGAAGUCAAGGCUUUCAGCUCACCUUGAUGGAACCCCAGUGAGCUGGUGGGUUGGAAGAACCAAUGAAACACACACUUACUGUGGAGGUUCUCUGCCUGAUGCUCAAAAGUGUACUUGUGGAUUAGAGGGGAACUGCAUUGAUUCUCAAUAUCACUGCAACUGUGAUGCUGACCAGGAUGAAUGGACCAGUGACACAGGAGUCCUUUCCCAUAAGGAGCACCUGCCAGUCACUCAGGUUAUGAUGACAGAUGCAGGCCGGCCACACUCUGAAGCAGCUUAUACCCUGGGGCCUCUGCUCUGCCGAGGGGACAAUUCAUUUUGGAAUUCAGCUUCAUUCAAUACUGAGACUUCGUAUCUUCAUUUCCCUACAUUCCAUGGAGAGCUCAGUGCUGAUGUGUCUUUCUUUUUUAAGACAACAGCUUCUUCUGGGGUGUUUGUAGAGAACCUGGGUAUCACAGACUUUAUCAGACUAGAACUGCACGCUCCCACAGAAGUGACCUUUUCCUUUGAUGUGGGGAAUGGUCCUUGUGAAGUCACAGUACAGUCACCCACUCCCUUUAAUGACAACCGAUGGCAUCACGUGAAGGCAGAAAGAAAUGUUAAAGAAGCAUCUCUCCAAGUGGAUCAGCUCCCUCAAAAGUUUCAACCUGCCCCCACUGGUGGGCACCUCCUCUUGCAGCUCAACAGCCAGCUCUUCAUUGGUGGAACGGCCAGCAGGCAGAGGGGCUUUCUGGGGUGCAUUCGGUUUCUGCAGUUGAACGGGAUGGCUCUGGACCUGGAGGGAAGAGCCAAGGUGACUCCAGGAGUGGAGGCAGGGUGUGCAGGACACUGCAGCAGCUAUGCACACUUGUGUCACAAUGGGGGCAUAUGUCAAGAACGGCACAGAGGAGUGGCUUGCGACUGUACAUCCUCUGCCUAUGAGGGCCCAUUCUGCUCACAUGAGAUUUCUGCCUAUUUUGGAGCUGGUUCCUCCAUAAUCUACAGUUUUCAAGAGCAUCACAAUUACACCUUCAAUGGGAACUCCAGCUCCUUAGCAGCUUUAUUUCAUGAGGAGCUAACACUAACCAGGGAAAUAGUCACCUUGAGCUUCCGAACCACGGGGACUCCCAGCCUGCUGCUGUUUGUAGGCUCUGUCUAUGAGGAGUACCUUUCAGUUAUCCUUGCCUCCAAUGGAAGUUUGCAGAUCAGGUAUAAGCUAGACAGACACAGAGAGCCAGAUGUUUUUAACUUUGAUUUUAAAAACCUGGCUGAUGGGCAACUUCACAAUGUGAAGAUUAACAGAGAAGCUGCAGUGGUCUUUGUAGAGGUUAACCAGAAUGCAAGGAGAAGAGCCACUCUGUCAUCAGGGAUGGAAUUCAAUGCUGUCAUAUCUCUUGUGUUGGGGAUGAUUUUAG